Molecule: messenger RNA, 1084 nt
Organism: Echinops telfairi (small Madagascar hedgehog)
Lineage: Eukaryota; Metazoa; Chordata; Mammalia; Afrosoricida; Tenrecidae
Gene: NGDN
Product: neuroguidin
Exons: 11
Coding region: 1-945 (314 amino acids)
Biological process (GO): maturation of SSU-rRNA from tricistronic rRNA transcript (SSU-rRNA, 5.8S rRNA, LSU-rRNA)
Cellular component (GO): small-subunit processome; nucleolus
Source: RefSeq, a predicted model, not a curated record
AUGGCGGCGCCGGAGGUGCUGGCGUCGGACCUGCCGAGCGCCGUGACACUCCUGCAAAACCUCCGGGAGCAGGUGGUGGCUGUAACUGCACAGGUGCAAGCGCUCACCAAAAAAGUUCAAGCCGGAGCCUAUCCUACAGAGAAGGGUCUCAGCUUCUUGGAGGUGAAGGACCAGAUGCUGCUCAUGUACCUGAUGGACUUGAGCCACCUCCUCCUGGACAAAGCCUCAGGAGGGUCUCUGCAGGGCCACGCAGCGGUGUGGAGGCUGGUGGAGAUGCGCACGGUUUUGGAAAAGAUUCGUCCCUUGGACCAGAAACUGAAGUAUCAGAUUGACAAACUGGUCAAGACGGCAGUGACGGGCAGCCUGGGUGAGAAUGACCCACUUCGCUUUAAGCCUCAUCCCAGCAAUAUGAUGAGCAAGUUGAGCUCCGAGGAUGAGGAAGAAGAUGAAGCAGAGCCGGGCCAGUCUGAGGCCUCAGGGACGAAAUCUGUGAAAGGAGCAUCUAAGAAAUAUGUCCCACCGCGCUUGGUUCCAGUGCAUUAUGAUGAAACAGAAGCUGAGCGGGAGAAGAAGCGUCUGGAACGAGCCAAGAAGCGGGCAUUGAGCAGCUCUGUCAUCCGGGAGCUUAAGGAGCAGUACUCCGAUGCCCCAGAGGAAAUCCGAGACGCCCGGCACCCUCAUGUCACUCGCCAGAGUCAGGAGGACCAACACAGGGUCAACUAUGAGGAGAGCAUGAUGGUGCGGCUGAGUGUCAGCAAGCGAGAGAAGGGGCGGCGAAAGCGGGCCGACGUCAUGAGCUCGCAGCUUCACUCCCUCACGCACUUCAGCGACAUCAGUGCUCUGACCGGGGGAGCCCCUCAUCUUGAGGACCAGAACCCUAUUAAGAAGCGGAAGAAGCUGCCCAAAAAAGGUCGGAAGAAAAGAGGUGUGCGGAGGCGGCGGUGAUGUGAGUGUACGUGUUUCUGUAUGUCUUGGCAUCCUGGGACCCUCCUAAUUUCACUGUAUGUAGGUCUUUGUUCUUGGAAUUCGUUUCUUGUUUGGACAUGUGGCGAGAGCUUUGUUAAUAAAAUUGAUUACUGACCAA